AUGCAUAGGCGAGCGCAGCAAAUCAGCCGCAUCGUGAGUCUGGCCACCCUGGUACUGCUGGCCGGUGGGCCUGCCUACGGCGCCGGCUUCUCGAUCUACGAACAAGGCUCGAAAGCCAUGGGCAUGGCCGGCGCCUUCACCGGUCAGGCCGACGAUGGCUCGGCAAUGUUUCACAACAUCGCCGGCAUAGGCUUCAUCAAAGAGCGCGAGAUCCAGGGCGGCACGACCCUCAUCAGCCUCGGCUCGAGUGAGUUCACCGGCCUCGAUCCGUUCCCCGGCGCCGGGGUGCGCGAGGAGCAGGACAGCUUGCUGUUCUACCCCGCGCACGCCUACCUGGUACAGCCGAUCAACGAGCGCUGGACCUUCGGCUUCAGCUUCAAUAGCCCGUUCGGCUUGACCACGCGCUGGGCCAACAAGGAUCAGUUCACCGGCCGCUUCAUCAGCCUGCGUGGCGAGCUGCGGGUGGUCGACCUGACCGCCGGUCUGGGUUGGCAGGUGAGCGACACUCUGAGCAUUGGCGCCGGCGUCGGCCUGCGGGUUUCGGACGUCGAGCUGCUCCGCCGCGUGCCGGUGGUCAACCCGUUCACCCAGACCACCAUCGACGGCGCCAGCGUGCUACUCGACAGCGACAUCGAGCACGGCCUGACCUACCACUUCGGUUUUCUCCACCGGAUCGGCCAGCAGCUUUCCUGGGGCUUGACCUACCACGGCAAGACCGAGAUCGACUACGGCGGUUCGGCGCGCUUCGAGCAGUACUUCUCCGGCAAUCCGGUGUUCGAUGCGGUCGUCGCCAGCCGGAUCCCCUUCGACCAGGAUCUGCCGCUGGCCACCAGCGUCGAGUUUCCCGAUCAGGCUGUGCUGGGCGUCUCGGUCGGUUUGACCCAGCGCCUGCGCAUGAACGCCGAUAUCGGCUGGACCGGCUGGAGCACUUUCGACGAGAUCGUGCUCGAUUUCGUCGACAAUCCGGAAUUCAGCUCGGUGAUCCCCGAAGAGUACGAGGAUGUCUACUUCUAUCGCUUUGGCUUCAACUGGCAGUCGAGCGCCAACGUCGCCUGGCGUUUCGGCUAUGUGAUCGACGAAUCGCCGCAGCCUGACACUUCGGUGGGUCCUCUGCUGCCCGACGCCGACCGCGACGGCAUCACCUUGGGUCUGGGCUGGAAGAACUUCGACUUCGCCCUGAUGUACCUGAAGUUCGACGACCGCACCACGACCGUCAACGACAACAACUUCAACGGCACCUACGAAACCACCGGUUGGCUGCUCGGCCUGACCAUGACCCUGUAA
Nerophis lumbriciformis (worm pipefish) is the source of this 1284-nucleotide messenger RNA. The record is from RefSeq and is a predicted model, not a curated record. Lineage: Eukaryota; Metazoa; Chordata; Actinopteri; Syngnathiformes; Syngnathidae.